Cucumis sativus (cucumber) is the source of this 1259-nucleotide messenger RNA. RefSeq names its product chlorophyllase-1. Gene Ontology annotation, molecular function: chlorophyllase activity. The record is from RefSeq and is a predicted model, not a curated record. NCBI's taxonomy places the organism in Eukaryota, Viridiplantae, Streptophyta, Magnoliopsida, Cucurbitales, Cucurbitaceae. The transcript has 2 exons. The coding region runs from base 109 to 1098 and encodes 329 amino acids. Gene Ontology annotation, biological process: chlorophyll catabolic process.
UUUGGGUAUAUAAAUGAGGAAUAGUGUGACAGAAGUAGGUGCGCAAUUGAAGAAGGUUAAAUUGAAAGGUUAUUAGCAUAGAGAGGUCAACAAAUUUACAAAAUAACAAUGGCGGCAGUAGUAGUGGACGUGAAAGGAAAAAGUAAAUCAGCUGCUGUUUCAUCUGUGGUGGAUCUGGAUCCACAUCCAUAUGACGGAGUUUUUGAAAAAGGAAAAUUUGAAGUAGGUGUGAUCACCAAGACAACAGACAUAUUUUCAACUUCAAAGCCACUGUUGGUGUUCACACCCAAAACUCCAGGUUUAUAUCCAGCCAUUUUGUUCUUUCAUGGCUUCAGCUGUUAUGGAUCCUUCUACACUGAUUUCCUCACCCUUAUAGCUUCCCAUGGCUAUGUUAUUGCUGCUCCACAGUUGUACGUAAUGCCAACCACAAGUGAAAUGGAUGAAAUAAAGUCAGCAGUAGAUGUGAUAAAAUGGUUAUCGUCAGGACUUGACCCAUUACUCCCAACCAACGUGAAAGGAGACCUUUCAAAACUAAGUCUAUUAGGCCACAGCCGAGGUGGCAAAACAGCCUUCUCCUUAGCCUUAGGCUGGGGUAGCCCUUCUCUUCCCUUCUCCGCCAUAAUUGGCAUCGAUCCAGUAGCUGGAAGCAAAUUCUUCCGACCCGAACCCCAAAUCCUAGACCCCCCUUCUCAACCCUUCAAAAUUUCCUUACCCAUCACGGUUGUCGGGACUGGGCUAGGUCCGCAGAAGGCUACUCCAGUCACAUGCGCCUGUGCUCCCGAUGGCCUCAACCAUAUUGCAUUUUUCAAAAAAUGUAAGCCUACUUGCGCCCAUUUUGUGGCUGUGAACUAUGGUCAUAUGGACAUUUUGGACGACAACCCGCCUGGGAUGACAGGGUAUUUCACCAAUAUUGCUUGUAAGAAUGGGAAGGGCCCAAGGGACCUUAUGAGGAAGUGUUGCAGUGGGCUUGUGGUUGCUUCUUUGAAGGCUUAUCUCGACAAUGAUGUGUCAAUUCUGAACGCGAUUUACGAUGACCCUUCUAUUGCUCCUACUGAGCUAAAUCCUGUGGAGGUUAUUUACAAAACACCCUCUGCCUAAAUUUCAUGGUCCACCCUCACAUGCCUCACGAUUUAAUAUAUUAUGAAUUUCUUUGACUCUCAAAUGUUGUAGGUCAAUGAAUGUUUCCUAAAAUUAGUUGAGGUUUGUGUAAGUUAUGAUAUGAAAAAAUAAUAAAUAAAUUUCAAAUUUUCCAACUUUCA